AUGAAGGAGUGGCCGUCGACCGAAGCAUGUUUGACGGACGAUCAUGUCAUCCAUUGGUGCCUGGCCGUGAGUUUUAGAUUUUCGGAGAUCAUGACGAGCGCAGGGACCUGGGGAAGUCUGCUAACACAAGUAUACACGCCACAGAUACAAUAUUCUAUUGAGUGGGUAAAGGAAGAUAAGGGCAGCCGCUCUAAAUUCUUCAUUGGUCUGCAAAACUACCUCGUCAAAGUCGGGAAGAGGCUCGGAGCCAAGCUGGACAAAGAGGCAGAUUUCAGCAUUCGGUCGUAUGUACCUAUUUUCAUUGACUACCUGUCUCGGACACCUUUCCAUUCUGCCUUCUGGCUGAGUGCGACAAGACAACCAAUUAGGACGAGCAUUAACGUACUGACAUCCGUCCAUCUUGCUGCUCUCCUUCAGUUACCUUUGGGCCAAGUACGUCGAGCCCACUCGCCGCUCGGCCGCUGCCUCGAAGUUCGGCACCGCCAACUCCAAGGACUGGAAGCAGCCUCUCGCGCGAUUACAGACAACGAAAAAAGAUGCCCAGUCGCAAAUGUUCCUACUUGUUGUUAAGACCGAUCUUGACAUUCAUCAAGUUGCAAAGGUCAGUCGAGGCCACUGCCAUUUGGUCUUCAGUGCUCACCUAUUCUCAGUUUCGUCACGCUGAUCGGACCUUCGCGCGCCUGCCGUGUUCGAUUACUUGGUUGGUCAGAAACUGGCUACCAAGAGUUCGCGAUCGACAGCACCCACAGCUGGUGGGCGUGGGAAUGCACAUGGUUCGAGAUCGUGGAGCCGAGGUGAGCCUAUUUUCAAAUUGGUAACACGGGAGGCAGCUGGGCUGACGUGUUUUCACUCUCGCGCCAACUCUCCACUUAACUGGCACCCUUCCAAUAUGACUAGGCUUCUAGGGAUUUGCUCAGGUAUGA
Microbotryum saponariae is the source of this 923-nucleotide messenger RNA. Lineage: Eukaryota; Fungi; Basidiomycota; Microbotryomycetes; Microbotryales; Microbotryaceae. The record is from the annotation of a GenBank genome assembly.